Molecule: messenger RNA, 1275 nt
Organism: Parathielavia appendiculata
Lineage: Eukaryota; Fungi; Ascomycota; Sordariomycetes; Sordariales; Chaetomiaceae
Exons: 1
Coding region: 338-1012 (224 amino acids)
Source: RefSeq, a predicted model, not a curated record
GUUUCUAGCCACAUUGAGUGCCUUCAUUGGAAUCGACUUUCACAUCACACAUAGGUGCAGUUGUUGUGACCAUUGCGAGACCUCAUAACAUCACUUCCGUUUAAGCUUUAAACAUUUCUCACGAACCUUCCUUGCGGAAUCGAUCGAUCAGACCUUCACACAAGGGAAACCUUCACAUUGCAUUUCAGCAUCCGCAUCGCAAGUGCAGAACUGUCUGUGACCUCAAACUACCUGGCAAAUCAAAUCGACCUCGGCUCUCUCCCAAGAAAGAACACUGCCUCCUUGGAUAGCAGGUAUCUCAGGAGCCUGCAUUCUUUCAGCAUUAGACAGGAUCUCAAUGCCCAUCCGUGUCCGUCCAGGCGGACAACUUCUCAAGGCCUGCAGGACACCGACAAGCCGAUACCUCACCAACCUCUCUGUACCCCCACGUAGGCGGACUCCAUCUCACCCCGCGCUCCGCACAAUGAGCAGCACAAGCAACGCUGGGCCAGCCACGACGGGCAGCCGACCCGCACCGGCCACGAGCACGUCACCGCUCCCCGGCAACACCUCAUCAGCCUCUCCCGGGACCCCAGCCUCGGGGGGUGCCGCACCCGCACCAUCCUCGUCUCCAUCUCACCCCCCCCAGCCGGCCGUUACCGUUACCGUUACAGACGACUCGGAACCAUCUACGGAACCCUCAGAUGGUGCUGCAACCAACUCAAGCUCAUCAAAGCCCCAAGACCCAACCGUCAAACAGGCUUUCCCCGCCCUGCCAUCUCCCGACUCAGUGACCCCCACCACCUCUGAGGAAGGCACAACAACGAUGCAGGUCAACGGUCAGCCGAUCGCGCUCGACAAGUUGGGCCCCAUGGUGGUCGGCCGGGACGGGACCAUCUCGCGCAUCGCCAACUGGCAGGAGAUGACGGAUCUGGAGCGGGAGAACACGCUGCGGGUGCUAGGCAAGCGCAACCAGCUGCGGCUGGGCAACCUCAGGGCAGGGUUGCCUGCUGAUCACAAGCCUGGGCGGUGAUGGGUCGUAAUAUUGAGCCUGGCCCUGCAGGUGGUUCUUCUUCCGAGUGAGGGUAUGGAGUAGUAGUCAUUAGGUAGGCAAGGGUUGGAAUGUGGUGCUAGUUGGAGCUGACUGUAGGUAGGAGUGGAUUGUCGUUGGCGGUACUCGAGAGUCGUUGUGGUGUUGCCAGGAGGACUCAAAUCACUGAGCUCAGGGAUUGCCGGAAAUCAACGGGAGAAGAGCAGGACACUGUAUAGCAAGAUUAGCGAGUAAUCAAAGAGCAG